GUUGGACAAACCACAUUGUUCUCUGGCUGGUUGACACCCAGCAUGCCUAUAUUGGUGAAAUGACGGUUUCCUGACUGACUAAACAAAGUCCUAAUUCCUUGUGGUCGCGUGCAAGAUGUACGUAGUAAAACCAGUCUCAUGGUUCAAGCGUCUUCACCCUCGUCCUUCCUACUCCCACUUGCUUCAAGUAUGUUGGGCAGCCGAGCGGCACGCUGUCUGUGGGAGGUAAAUGUACAAUAUGGACCUACUCUAUCGUCACACCAGCGGUGUUGCGUUGCGUUGCAUGUGCUCCGUCCAUCCACAUCCGCAUCCACUGGACGGGGGGCUCCAGGAGAGUUGACGCUGUGUGUGGUGUCGUGGUGGAUCGUUACGGUUCCUGUCGUCUCCUGCUCGGGCGCAUCUUGGGUUAACUCUGGUGUUUGUCAUCGGACCAUCAGUGGAUAUGGACGGAGGUGUUACACAACAUACACGUGUUUGCUGUUUAUGGGAGGGAGGUCUUUUGGGGGGGUUUAUAUCAACAGGUUAUGGCCGUUGGACCGCCCUGGUCAGACCGAAUCUGUGAGCUGCACAGGACUCGGGUGAGAUGACAAGUGCGAGGGAAAUGGAUUCGAUCGGUAUGACAGUUUUCGUUACCCUCUUUUGUCUAUGCUGAUCAUAUGAGGCAGGAUCAAGGGCGUGGUACGUAACAUCCUAGGCCGAAUGCCCGAGGAUACGCACUAUUUACAUUGUCGCAGAUUUGUAUGUUUUCGGUACCUGUCCAUAUUUCAAGUGGAAGUGUGUGCUCUGAUCGAGUUAGCAAACGGUCAGCGGGGACAUCUUCCAAC
Chaetomium strumarium is the source of this 824-nucleotide messenger RNA. RefSeq lists its product as uncharacterized. The transcript has a single exon. The record is from RefSeq and is a predicted model, not a curated record. Lineage: Eukaryota; Fungi; Ascomycota; Sordariomycetes; Sordariales; Chaetomiaceae. Bases 139 to 582 code for a protein of 147 amino acids.